AGGAAAUUAAUCUCCUCUUUAAAAAUCACUGGUUCUGGAAGAACAUUGUAGGACAAAGGGACCAACACUAUGGAACGACAGCUGCUGUUUAAGAGCCUCAAUGAAGUUAUGCAUGUUUACCUGAAACACCAAGAUCAUAGCCAUAAAUAGCUGAAAACGAAAACUUGAAUUGAAAGAUAUGGGUCAAGCUUUAGGUUGUAUUAUAGUUGGACAAUCAAAUUUGGCAAUUAAGGAACACUUUGGGAAAUUUGAUGAUGUUCUGCAACCUGGGUGUCACUGCUUGCCUUGGUGCCUCGGAUACCAGAUAGCCGGCAGCCUUUCGCUCCGUGUGCAGCAACUCGAUGUCAAAUGCGAGACAAAAACCAAGGAUAAUGUGUUUGUGAAUGUGGUUGCUUCUGCGCAAUACCGCGCCUUGGCCGAUAAAGCAUCUGACACCUUCUAUAGGCUCACCAACACAAAGGAACAGAUACAGUCAUAUGUUUUUGACGUUGGGAUCCUAGUGGCGAAUGUGCUCAACUAUUUCUUCGCAAAUAUCAAAAGUGGAUGGGGAUGGAGGCUUAGCCUUGGUGGUGCAAUGGUCUCUGCACUCAUCAUCACAAUUGGAUCAUUGGUCCUUCCAGACACACCCAAUUCCAUGAUCGAGCGUGGAGAGCACGAAAAGGCUAGGCAACAACUGAGGAAGGUUCCCGGCGUGGAAGACAUUGAUGAAGAGUUCAACGAUCUUAUUGCCGCAAGUGAGGAAUCGAAGAAGGUGGAACACCCUUGGAGGAACCUGCUGCGGCGCAAGUACAGGCCUCACCUUACCAGGGCAAUCAUGAUUCCAUUCUUCCAGCAAUUCACGGGCAUUAUUGUCAUCAUGUUUUAUGCGCCUGUGUUGUUCGGCUUUAUUGGCUUCAAGGACAACUCUGCUCUUAUGUCAGCCGUCAUCACCGGCGUCGUAAAUGUGGCUGUCACCGUUGUGUCUAUCUAUAGGGCUGACAAGUGGGGUAGGAGAGCCCUUUUUCUAGAAGGUGGAACGCAAAUGAUUAUAUGUCAAGCCGUAGUAGCCGCUGCUAUUGGAACCAAGUUCGGAAUUGAUGGAAACCCUGGUAAUUUGCCAGUGUGGUAUGCUGUUGUGGUGAUGAUGUUUAUUUGUCUAUUCAACGAAUGA
Messenger RNA from Arachis stenosperma, 1150 nucleotides. Its product is annotated as sugar carrier protein C-like. Gene Ontology annotation, molecular function: carbohydrate transmembrane transporter activity. Bases 179 to 1150 code for a protein of 323 amino acids. The record is from RefSeq and is a predicted model, not a curated record. Lineage: Eukaryota; Viridiplantae; Streptophyta; Magnoliopsida; Fabales; Fabaceae. Gene Ontology annotation, cellular component: membrane. The transcript has 4 exons. Gene Ontology annotation, biological process: transmembrane transport.